AUGACUGCUUCACACUCCUAUACGAAUGGCAAUGGCUUUGCAAGUGGGCAUCGUGCAUUGGUGCCAGGAAUAUAUGUUCCUACUGUUGCAUUCUUCCAUCUAGAAUCUGAAGAAGUCGACCUCUCAGCAGUCGCCAAACACGCUUCCAGACUUGCCACUUCUGGAAUUGCAGGCCUUGUUGUCCAUGGAUCAAAUGGAGAAGCAGUUCAUCUCACUCACUCCGAACGUUCGCUCAUUACCUUAACUACACGCAAAGCUCUCGAUAAAGCAGGUGCCUCAUCCAUGCCCGUUAUCGUAGGCUGUGGUACCCAAUCAGUUAAGGAAACACUCGAAUUGUGUAGAGAGGCUAAAGAGUCAGGUGGAGAUUAUGCAAUUGUUCUUCCACCCAGUUAUUACGCAUCACUCUUGAACCCACAACUGAUAUUGGAAUUUUUCACACAAAUUGCGGAUGCAAGUCCAAUCCCCAUUAUCAUAUACAACUAUCCUGCCGCACAAGGAGGACUUGAUCUUAGUUCCGAUGUCAUACUUACACUUUCUGCUCAUUUAAAUAUUGUGGGUGUAAAACUCACAUGUGGAAAUACCGGAAAGUUGGCACGAAUCGCCGCAUCUGCCAAACCAACCUUCCUCACCACUGGCGGUUCUGCAGAUUUCAUUUUGCAAAGCAUGGUAGUAGGAGGUGAUGGGGUCAUAGCUGGAUUGGCAAAUUUAGCACCAAAAGCUUGUGUAAAAGUCAUGAGAUUGUUCAAAGAAGGAAAGCUAGUAGAAGCGAGAGAGUUGCAAGCAAUUGUUGCCAGAGGAGACUGGGUGGCUAUCAAGGGAGGUUUCGUUAGUGUGAAAGUUGCAUUGGAGAAGUUUUACGGAUAUGGUGGAUUACCUAGGAAACCAUGUGCACUGCCUGAGAAGAAAGCAUUGGCAGCAAUGAAUGAAGAGUUUUCAGAAUUGCUUGAGUUGGAGAAUACUCUUUAG
Messenger RNA from Botrytis byssoidea, 966 nucleotides. RefSeq lists its product as uncharacterized. The coding region runs from base 1 to 966 and encodes 321 amino acids. The transcript has a single exon. Lineage: Eukaryota; Fungi; Ascomycota; Leotiomycetes; Helotiales; Sclerotiniaceae. The record is from RefSeq and is a predicted model, not a curated record. Gene Ontology annotation, molecular function: 4-hydroxy-tetrahydrodipicolinate synthase activity.